This is a messenger RNA of Neurospora tetraspora, 222 nucleotides long. RefSeq lists its product as uncharacterized. The record is from RefSeq and is a predicted model, not a curated record. NCBI's taxonomy places the organism in Eukaryota, Fungi, Ascomycota, Sordariomycetes, Sordariales, Sordariaceae. The coding region runs from base 1 to 222 and encodes 73 amino acids. The transcript has a single exon.
AUGAAAGACCAACUCCCUCCAUCAGGUUACACCGCCUACCUUCAACUCCCAGCCGUCCCAGCCAACAUCCAAGCCGCCCUAGCUGGGGACGAGAACCAGCGACUAAAUCUAAUAUGGAUCGGACUAGUGGCGGUGGAGAUUAUUAUGGUUAUCAGUGUUGUGGUGCACGCUGUUGUUAGGGUGAUAUAUCCCAAGAAGAAACAGAGACUGGAUUCGUGGUAG